Messenger RNA from Ctenopharyngodon idella (grass carp), 4171 nucleotides. It is a transcript of the gene slc2a1b, whose product is annotated as solute carrier family 2 member 1b. Gene Ontology annotation, biological process: monosaccharide transmembrane transport; response to insulin. NCBI's taxonomy places the organism in Eukaryota, Metazoa, Chordata, Actinopteri, Cypriniformes, Xenocyprididae. Gene Ontology annotation, cellular component: basolateral plasma membrane; apical plasma membrane. Gene Ontology annotation, molecular function: hexose transmembrane transporter activity. Bases 347 to 1819 code for a protein of 490 amino acids. The transcript is spliced from 10 exons. The record is from RefSeq and is a predicted model, not a curated record.
CAUAUUAACCCGGCGAACCCGGACAGCAUCUCACACUUACCGGGUCGAGCCGAUAACUUGAGAAGAAAUAGACCAGAUAAGAAAAAAGAGAAGAAACAAAUUUAUUGUCAGGAAUUUGUCAGAAUUCAGCAAGAAGUUCGUGAGAGGCAUCUGAAGGCAUUUACUCGGUCUCCAUCUGAAGUUACAUCAUACUUGUAGAAGCUGUAUUUAUUUAUUUAUUUAUACUUUUUAUUGUUCAAUUUAUUUAACUUACAAAUCGACUUCUUUGGAAAACCGAGGGAAAAGAGGCGAAGUUUCAGCUGAGUUAACUUACGUCGAAACGUCAUCGAACAUUUGACAAGACGUUAUGGAGGGCGAAAAGCAACUGACCUGGCCGCUGAUGCUGGCUGUAGGGACUGCUGUGAUUGGCUCUCUUCAGUUCGGCUACAACACUGGUGUAAUCAAUGCCCCGCAAAAUAUCAUUGAGGCCUUCUACAAUAAGACAUGGAAUGAUCGAUAUGGAGAGGUCAUCACUAAAACAACCAUGACUACCCUGUGGUCUCUGUCUGUGGCCAUCUUCUCUGUGGGCGGCAUUGUUGGAUCCUUCUCCGUUGGGCUGUUUGUCAACCGUUUUGGAAGGAGAAACUCCAUGCUCAUGGCUAAUGUCCUGGCUUUCAUCGCUGCAGCACUCAUGGGCUUCUCUAAGAUGGGUGCAUCCUGGGAGAUGCUUAUUACUGGACGGUUCGUGGUGGGCCUUUACUCUGGUCUGUCCACAGGUUUUGUGCCCAUGUACGUGGGUGAGGUGGCUCCCACAGCUCUCAGAGGAGCUCUUGGCACCCUUCAUCAGCUGGGCAUCGUUAUUGGCAUCCUCAUGGCACAGAUCUUUGGUAUGGACGUUAUUAUGGGUAACGAAAACACGUGGCCGUUGCUCCUGGGCUUUACCUUCAUCCCUGCCCUGCUGCAGUGCUGUUUACUGCCCUUCUGCCCCGAGAGCCCUCGAUUUCUCCUCAUCAUCCGCAAUGAGGAAAACAAAGCCAAAUCAGUGCUUAAAAAGCUGCGCGGGACGACAGAUGUGGCCGCAGACAUGCAGGAGAUGAAGGAGGAGAGCAGAAAGAUGAUGAGAGAGAAGAAAGUCACCAUUCCUGAACUGUUCCGCUCUACGCUCUACCGACAGCCCAUCGCUAUAGCCAUCAUGCUGCAGCUGUCCCAGCAGCUGUCUGGUAUCAAUGCUGUAUUCUACUACUCUACAAAGAUCUUUGAGAAGGCAGGUGUGAAACAGCCGGUUUAUGCCACUAUCGGAGCUGGAGUCGUCAACACAGCUUUCACUGUAGUGUCGCUGUUUGUGGUCGAGCGAGCGGGCCGCAGGUCCCUGCACCUCUUGGGACUCCUGGGAAUGGCUGGAUCUGCUGUAUUGAUGACCAUUGCUCUUGCCUUGCUGGAGAAAUAUGACUGGAUGUCCUACAUAAGCAUCAUAGCUAUCUUUGGGUUUGUGGCCUUCUUUGAGAUUGGACCCGGCCCCAUCCCAUGGUUCAUUGUGGCUGAACUGUUCAGUCAAGGCCCAAGACCCUCGGCUUUUGCUGUAGCUGGAUUCUCCAACUGGACCGCAAACUUUAUUGUGGGCAUGUGCUUUCAGUAUGUCGAGGAGCUCUGUGGGCCGUACGUGUUUAUCAUCUUCACCAUAUUUUUACUUGGCUUCUUCGUCUUCACCUACUUCAAAGUCCCAGAAACCAAGGGCCGGACAUUCGAUGAAAUCUCCGCUGGUUUCCAACAGACAGCGUCAGCGGCUGAGAAGCACUCGCCCGAAGAGCUCAACAGCCUGGGGGCGGACUCUCAACUUUAAACCUCUCCUCUGACCCCGCUUUCUUCAUCUGUUCACACUUCUGCACGUACCUACUGAGGAAAAGGGGUCACCAGGCUAUCUAUCAAACAUUUCCCCUCUUCCUAUGGCUGCACUCACCUCUUAGUCCCCCCGAAACUCCCAGAUGAACACGAGACAUGGGGUUUGAAAGGCAGGGUGUAGGAGUAGUUAUCAUAUUCCUUUUAUCAGAAAGAUGAUUGUUUUAAGACCUGUUCGAGUUGUCAUAUUUGCAUUGGAGUCUUUUGGCUAGUUUGACCAGGUUUUAUGUUUUUUAAAUCUAUUCUAACUGUUACUUCUGCUGUGCUAUAAGAGAGUGAAAACUCGACUGAGGUCACCUGGUCAUUCCUGACCUAACCUCUACACUGUUGACGUCAGAAAUCGACAGGUCGAAUGUGACUUCUGUACGGCAACUGACAAUUCAAUACUGUAUUCCAGGUAACUGUAUCUCUAUUAUGAAAGUUUUGUAGCUUUCGAGUUAUCAUCAUUAGCUUAGCUGUGUUUAGAAGUUGAAACAAUUUAACAUGCAUAAAAAUGAAAAAAAUUAAAUAAUAGGAUUAAAUAAAAAAAUAUGUAUAAAUGCUAUAUACAUAUAUAUAUAGCAAUUUUAUAUAUAAAAUGAUAUAUAAUUUUUUUAUUUAAUCCUGGAAAUAAACAUAACCAAUAUUUUAGGGUUCACUUUUAGUUAAAUUUUAUCUAUGAUUUUACCCAUUGAAACACAACAUGUGACAUCAUAUAUGUAAAGUUGAUGUUAAAACUCUCCUGCAUAGCAAGUUUUUUUUUUUUUUUUUUUUUUUACACAUUACAGGGUAUUUUUUCCCUAUAUUCAUAUAAUUAUUUCUUCUAUUCUUGCUUUUAAGAUGCAUAACAUCUUUUAAAUGUAUUUAUAUUUUUAUAACAAAUUCACUUGGUUUCUCCAGGAAUGCAGAUAUAAUCACACCAGGAGGAGAGAACUAGAACAUUUCUUAAAUUGUUUUAUUAUGUUACAUGCCACCAAAUAUCACGCCUACCCAACUUUUUAAUAUAGGGUUGGUCACUUUGCACAAUGAGAUUUACUCUUUACUGAAAGUAUUAGCAUCAGUGCAAGCAAAUGUUGAUCAUAAAAUACAGCAUAUACUCCCAUAAAUACUGCCAUAUCUCACAUUCAUAAUGUCCCAGUUCAGUCACACGGCGGUAAACGUUUAGAUGGCAGUAGUUUAAAAUGCGUUUUGCACAGUCGAGACACCCUCCAGCUAAGGGAGAAUUGUCAAGUUGGGAAACACGGAGAGAGACCGAGACCAAAAUGCACUGUGACUCGUGGCAUGAUUAGAGUGCACUGACAGCCUUCCUGUGCUCACUGAGCUGGGAAUCACACCAUUGAUGAUGCUGUGUAGUACAAACUGUGUCUGUUUAACAUGUUUGAAAACACAGUAUGCCUGGCUCCAAUGUGCCUUGUCAUUUUUUUAGACUUCUAGUUUUACUUUUUUUCUUUAAACCUAGGAUGUUCACCCUUGAUAAUUCAUCCAUAAGUAUUUGUGAUUUUUACGCACAUCAAAUUAAUGAAUUUUUCACUUCGAAUUUGCGUGACCAUAUAUCUGCUGUUAAAUAUUGUUCCUGUUUUUAAACACUCCAGAAUAUGCCUGAUUCUGCCUUUUACUAUGUAAAUUUAAAUUUUAGUUUUUGCUUGUAUGGGAAAAACCUACAUGGGUAAUAAAUCAUCUAUAUUUGUGUCUUCUUAGACAUGUCAAAUUCAUGUAAAUGAGGUUUUUUGGCUGAGUGGAGUUUGAGUGUAUGCAUGUGAUAUUUGGCCAGUUGGUCAAAUGAAUUUCUUUGUGUUUUAACACCAGCAUCCAGAAAAUAUAUUCACCCUCACAGCAUUCCAUAUGGGAACAUCUUGUGUGACUGUUUUUGACAUUUUGCACACGAGUGUUUGUCUUUUGCAUGUUCACAUGAACUCUCAGAAUGAGCGUCCCACUGAAAUCAUUGACGUGUGUUGUUUUGAAUAUUCAAGGAAACACAUAUAUAGAUAUUAAGCCUAUGGAAUCUUUGGUGAUUUCCAGCUGUAACUGUAAAUAAUGAAUGUAAAAUAGAGUUGGUUUAUUUUAUGUUUAAGACCUUGUAGUUUUAAUAGCUGUACAUGUAACAUUUUCAUUUGUCAUUUUCUUCUGUUUUUAUGAAGUAGAAUAUAUUUCUUUUCUUUGAUGCACUAUCAUGGUAGUCAGUACUGUAAGUCAUUGUUAACAUCUUCCCGUUUUUUUUUUUUUACCACACUGUAUUUAUUAGAUCCACUUUAUUUAUUUAGUUUCGUUGCUUUCAGUUUUACUUCUGUUUUGGAAAUAAAAUUGUUAUAAAAAAGCA